This is a messenger RNA of Phragmites australis (common reed), 1462 nucleotides long. Its product is annotated as peroxidase 55-like. The record is from RefSeq and is a predicted model, not a curated record. Bases 6 to 1205 code for a protein of 399 amino acids. Gene Ontology annotation, biological process: response to oxidative stress; hydrogen peroxide catabolic process. Gene Ontology annotation, molecular function: peroxidase activity; heme binding. The transcript is spliced from 3 exons. NCBI's taxonomy places the organism in Eukaryota, Viridiplantae, Streptophyta, Magnoliopsida, Poales, Poaceae.
UCCAAAUGCCAUCCCUACAAAUGCCCACCAAUCAUCACACGUUCACCGCUACAAAACGUUCCCUUCCCUUCACCUCUCCAAUCCCCGGCGUCCCCUGCUUCUCUACACACCCUUCCGUUCGUAUAUACUCCUCGUUCCUCCCCUCGUACUCCUCCACCCCCUCCGCUCCUACAUCACCGCACGCAGUCAGGCCCCCAACAGCAAGGGGCAUGGAGAGACGGCGAAGAUGCUUCCCAUCAAUGGUGGUGGCGGCGGCGGCAUUCUUGAUGGCCACAAUGCCAUCGGCCGGCGUGGCGGCGCUGUCGCCGGACUACUACAAGGACAGCUGCCCCGACCUGGAGUCCAUCGUGCGGUACGAGGUGACCAAGAAGAAGAACGAGACAGUCGUCACCAUCCCGGCGACGCUCAGGCUCAUCUUCCACGACUGCUUGGUUGGGGGCUGUGACGCCUCAGUCCUAAUAGCGUCCCGAAAUAACGAUGCCGAGAAGGACGCGUCUGACAACAUGUCCCUCGCCGGCGACGGCUUCGAUACCGUCAACCGAGUCAAGGCUGCCGUCGAGAAGAAGUGCCCCGGCGUGGUCUCCUGCGCCGACAUCAUCGCGCUCGCCGCCAGAGACGUCGUCGACCUGGCGUCCGGCCCUUUCUGGCGCGUGGAGCUCGGCCGGCUCGACGGCCUCGUCUCCAAGGCCAGCGACGUCGCGGGCAAGCUGCCCGACCCGGACAUGCACGUCAAGGAGCUCAGCACGGUGUUCCAGAGGAACGGCCUGUCCAUGGUCGACCUGGUGGCGCUCUCGGGCGCGCACACCGUCGGCUUCGCGCACUGCACCCGCUUCACCAACCGGCUCUACUACUACAGCAGAUCCACGGCGACGGACCCGUCCUUCAACCCGGACUACGCGGAGCAGCUCAAGCAGGCUUGCCCGCGCAACGUCGGUCCGACCAUCGCCGUCAACAUGGACCCCGUCAGCCCCAUCACCUUCGACAACAUCUACUUCGCCAACCUCGUCAACGGGCUGGGGCUCUUCACCUCCGACCAGGUGCUGUACACCGACAAGGCGACGCGACCAAUCGUGAAGCAGUUCGCCGCGAACCAGACGGCGUUCUUCGAUGCUUUCGUCCACGCCAUGACCAAGCUGGGGAGGUUAGGGGUGAAGACCGGAAACGAUGGAGAGAUCAGAAGAGUCUGCACCGCCUUCAAUCACUAGAUGGCUUCGGCAGGAAUUGUAAUUCAGAUUAUCUGAUGCUGUUUGGAGUUGAGAUAUGCAUACUGAGAUUGAUUCGUUUUUGCAUACAGUUGCCAAUGUUUGAAGGUGUUCUUUCUUCCUUUCUUUUUAACAUUUUGUGCUUAUUAAUUUUGGGUGAAUUUUUGUACAGUUUGAAGAGUGUAAUACCAUGGACACCUUGAGAUUCUCAAUUGAGAAGGUUAAUCUGAUGAUAGGGCUACUAAAGGGAAAGAGUUUGU